GCUUACAUUAAUUGUCUUCACAGCCUCAGCCUCUUUAGAUGUGAAAAGCUCAGUAGGCUGUGAAAUAUGUACAAUAGCUGGCUGCAACUUGUGGCUAUUACCUUAGGUCUCCUAAUGAGACCUAAGGAGGAAAUGAGGAGGAAGGAGGACAAGUGUGUUUGGUUUUAGGCUGACUGGAGAUGCUGUAGGAGAUUCUCCUGGGUGUCAGGGCAGAAAAAACUCCCUAAGCAGCAGGGACUGGAGACAGAGGGUUUAACAAUGGCUCCUUGUAGCAGGAAGGGAGGAAUGUGACGGAGGGAGCUGCUUGGGGUGUGGCCAGGUAGGAACAGCCAGCCCUCUACCUGCUCAGGUAAAGCAGCUGAAAAGACAGCUCAGCAGACUAGCUCCUGGUCUUAGCCUCAACUGGAGAGUACUGGAGCAGGCUGGAAGCAUGUUUUGCUAGGGGGAACAUUAGAGACGAGAGCAAAGGAUCUUGGCAAAGAUGAAAAAACAUCAUUCUGUGCAGGGCACGUUUAGCAGGCUCUUUGGGAAGAAGCAUGCCAACGACACCACCACGUCUCUCUUUGCUACCAACCCCCCCUGGAUCUUCACACAGGAGGUCAGCUCCGAGGGCCGCCAUGGCUCUGGUGGUACCAUUGAAGUGCACUAUGAGAAUAAUCACUUGAAUACAGUGACCGAUUCUGGAACGGCAACGCUCAAGCCUCGCCCCAGGGUUCGACCUCUCCUGACCUUCUUGCCCCUUGAGGCGCAGGAGGCGCAUGGUGUAGCGGUGCCACCCCCAUCUGUGCCAGCGGGUUUUGAAGACAAAGCAGCUCCAGGCCUCGGUCCCCAGAUCAACGGCAACUACAGGAUGUAUAGUUCAGUUGGAGACCUGCGGCUGAAGGCCUUUGAGAGGGAGUGUUUGGAUGAAGAGAUACCGCCACCCCCACCAGGGCCUCCACCUCCGCCGCCCCCUUCGAUGGCACCCCCGCCGCCUCCACCAGUAGCAGAGGUGCCGCUGCCGCCACCACCGCCACCAGUAGCAGAGGUGCCGCUGCCGCCACCACCGCCACCAGUAGCAGAGGUGCCGCUGCCGCCACCACCGCCACCAGUAGCAAAGGUGCCGCCGCCGCCACCACCGCCACCAGUAGCAGAGGUGCCACCGCCAUUAGUAGCAGAGGUGCCACCGCCGCCUCCCAUGGCAGCACCACUGCCUCCACCUCUCAUGCCUCCACCUCUUCCUCCUGCUUCUACCUUGUCGUCCCCUGGCACACCGGCACCCCCAGAUUUCAUUCCUCCAGUGCCUCCCUUUGCAGGACUGGCACCCCUAGCCCCUGCCCUCCUUUCACCUCUUCAUAAUCCCCCAGCAGCUCCGCUCUUCCCGGCUGGCAUCUCGAAAUGGAGAUCUGAAAUAGCUCUGAACACAAGGCAGCUGGACACCGGGGGGAGUGCUGGCCCCUCCUAUCUGAACAUUGCCACUCCGCCAGCCCCUCCGCAGAGGGAAGUGCUGCUGCCCGAAUCAGCUCCAGAUCCUCACUUAACUUUCCCCAGGUCAUUUAAGGUCCCGCCGCCUGCCCCCGUGAGGUCAUCUUCCAUUCCCGUGGAAGAAAAAUUAGAGAAGCCCCUUCCCAAACAGCCCCACACCCGCCCGCCACUUCCACCCAGCUUCACCGUAAGACCUGCAGCAAAGGUGCCCUUGCCUGAAGGAGCGGAGCAGAGGUGGUCUUUGGAGAGGCAGGGGAUCACAAAGCCUGCCACACUUAGUGCUGAACCUGGGAGUCCAAGGCCAGGGUCAGACUCUGGUGUCUGGAUGAAGUCUACUGACCGGCAGGUAGCACUCGAGGCAGGGAAGGUCCCGUGGUCACAAGUGCCCGAGAAAACCGAAAAGGACUCCCCAGAAUCCAAGUCUCUGGGUGCAGGGGAGCAACUGGAGCUCCCCCCUCCAGACUACGCAUCCUCUGAUGGUGAAGAUGAUGCCUGGAAGGAGCCCAGCAAUCUGAACAAGCUGAAGCAGGACUUAUCAGUCCUGCUGACCUCUUCCUCCAGAAGGGAAGAGCAGCAGCUGGACACACCUGCAACUCCCAGAUCAACAAGCAGUAUUACUGAGCAGGACAGGAUUAGGUCUGACUGGUCAAAGCAGGCUAACUCUGCCACAAAGGAUCCGCAGUUACCGUUAGGGGGAAGAAGUGAGAAGAUAACAGCCAAUGCAGUCCCCAGCAGAGAGAGCACCUCCAACGUGGCUCCUGAGAAUCAACUCACCAGCGCACAGGCAAACAGUGUUAUGAAAAUCCGGAGUGAGCUGGAAGCUAUACUGGCAACGAAAAAGGACCUGAAACCGCCCAUGGGAGCGGCAAAUCGCAGACCUAGUCCAGGAGCAAGCGGAGCUACUCUGCAACCUGGUAGUAGCCAGGCAAGCUCUGACUCGGGGCUGACGAAGCCUGUAGUAAAUCAUCUCCCACCGUUAGCACCUUCUGUGGGAGUUGAGACGGCACCGGAUGCUUGUAAGACUCCUAGUGACCUCUCUGGUAAAAAGGCUUUGGAAAACAUAAACCGUGUUCCAGAAAAUGUGUUGCCCAAUGAAGUUCUGAAGUCUCCAAAACCGGCUCUGAAACCAAAGGGUGACCUUUCUGUCCCAGCCUUCCCACUGCCCUCCUCUACAGAGGCUGCCUCGCCUUCGCCAACUGUGGUGCCCCAGCCAGACUACUCCCCAUUCCAGUACAAAACCCACCGGGCCAGGACCAGCUCCACUGACAACCUGUCCUCUGUGAGCCCUUCCCCGGGGGAAGAGGGGCCGGUUGGCACAGAUGAACACGAUGGAAAGAAAGAGGCGAGUCCAACCUCUGCUUCUGAGACCCUGCCUGUGCCUUCAGUGCCAACCUCCUUGGGUGCUGGCUUGGAGGACGGGGAUGUUCUGACCCACCCCGUCACAGGAGAGAAGGUGGAGAAGGGCUCACCAAUGGCUCUCCUUCUGGCCGCAAAACAGCGAGCCCAAAGAAGCAGGCGCCCCGCGUCCCGGCAGAACAGCGCCAUGUCCGAGAGGCCGCACGUUAAGUUAUCCAAGAAGCUCAACAGCAGCAUGUCGGAAACAGGCUCCACCAACUUCUACUACAGCGAGUCCAAGCCCUACUCUGUUACAGUUGUACCAAAGUCCCCCCAGAGAGAGGCCCCAGAUCUGCUGGGGGACAAGCAGCAUAAAAGGAGCAGCAUCCCUGAGGUCAAUGCACUGGGUUUGCUGGAACCAGGGCAGAGCCCUGCCAGGCCCCUGUCCUUCUCCAGCUCCUCUGAGCAGUGCAGGACAGUGCAGAAACUCAUCAAUGGGCAACCACACAAGCUUCCCACUUCACAGGGAUUGGGGGCCUCCUCUACAGUUCAAGGUCUUCUGCAGUCCAGCCAUCUAAGGCAGCAAGACGUGCACCCCACCACUGCCCUUCACCUGAACUCAUUUCCUUCCCCCCCAUUGCCCAAGGAGGAAGAGGAGACUGGAAAGACCCUUGAUUAUGAGAUCAUUCCACCUCCACCAGAGUUCAGCAAUGAUGCUGACCGUAUUGAGGAGGUUUCCCCUAUCAGAGAAGAAAGCCACAGAUCCCCCAGCUUCCCAGACAACAGCCAGAUCUUGGGAAGGCCGCAAAGCUACAGUCACCCAAGCAAUGACUCGAGCAACAGCUAUGUCUUGCCCUUCAAUACAGCCACUGAAAACAACCCAGGGAAUCCCGGCCCUGACCAUCUGUGCCCCAGUGGCGAGGGCAUGGCUAGGAACCCCAGUCAGUACCCCAACAGCCGCCCACUGAUCAAGCAGCGCCUGUACGUGUCCGAACCUGAUAAGACCUACAGGAGAACAAGCCUGUCCUCCAGGGGCAUCGUCUCUCUUGCCUGUUACGGCUCUCAGGCUGGGGAGGGGAUGCGCCGGAUGAACUCUGGCCCCAGGAAUCCCACAGGAAACCUACACGGCAGGAGGACGUCGCUGGAUGCGACGGGGAAAGCCGUGCCUCGCAGCAAUGCUGUGAGCGACGCCAAGCCGAAGGGGCUGAACGUGGACUACUCCUCCGCCAGCGCAGCGGCCCCCAGCAGACCUGCCUAUAGCCACUCGCAGUACAGUGCGGCUACAAACACGUUCACCGUUAGGCCUGGGACGAGGCAGCCCAUCUCCUACGUGCCCCAAGGCGGUCCUCGAUAAGCUGGUCCGGGAGGCUGCUGCGCUGUCUGCUUGCUCUGACCGUGGUGUCAUGCGGGUGCAUGUUGAUGCUUCGUUAGUGAUAAAAUGCAUUGGCAGAUGGUUCUGCCAGAGCACGAGGAACUGCUGUGGCUCACGCACUGCCACAAGGAACACUGUCCACGCGCUGCUUGUAGAUCACUGGGGGUGGAGGACGCAUCCGGUUCGGAAACCCAUCUUGAAAGACUUGAGUGGAGAGUAGUUACCAUGGAGGACUAGGUGCUGCACAGGUUGGAGGCAAAAGCCCUUCUUCCCUAUCCCCCAUCUUGUCUUCAUUGGUCUUAUUAAAACAAACAACCAGACAAAAAAAUUCUUAAAUGCUGUUUAAAGCACAAUACAAAACUACCCCAUGGAGGCUUCCUCUUGUUCUCUUAUUUUUUUUUAAUUCAAUUUUAAAAGUACAAUAAACACAGCUUUGGGAAUGGGGAGAAAUGUGUGUGGCUUGAGUGAGAUGAUGAAGCCAAAGGUGCAAGCCAGAUGACUCCUAGUAAAGGGGACUCAUGAGAGGUGCAAUGAGCAGAGGCUUGAGUCUCUUGUUCUGAAGGUUUGGCUCCCAGCUGACUGCCUCGGUAGCUGCAGGCAAGUCAAUUGAGGUCACCUUUUAAAAAUGGCUCCUUUUGGGAGGGGUGGAGAGGUGUGUACUUCAUGUGGCAGUGGAGGGCAGCGGGACCUGUGGGCACCCAGCCCCUCUCUAAUCCCUACCUCCACAAGGUCUGCUCUCACUGAGGAGUGCCUCUGAACACAAGGGCCUCACUUCACAUUUUAUUUUUUUUGCCAUUUGUCGAUGGUGUUAAUGCUAACUUUUACUUCCUCAGAAGGGAUUGACUGGAUUGAUAUUUGUAGAGCACUUUGGAGGUACAGGACGUGAAAGAAACAAUUUUCCUCCUUCUGUCCAUGCUAAUCGCAGCAGUACCAAUAGACCAAAACCAUGCCAAGUUUCUAUGGUUCUCCUGCCACUCAAAAAUGCCUCUUUGAACCCCAUGCCUAAUCACCAAGUUGCUAGCUCCCUGGAAAGGGGUAUCUAAGGAUGUGCCUUCAAUUUCUGUCCUACUCCUGGGUGAGCUACUUUUUGGGUAACCAUAAAGUAGCUGACGCGCUAUGUCUGGUCUCCACAUAUUAUUGGUAUUAAAUGUUGAUACUUUAUCAUCAAGCUGUCUGCUUUUGCUAUCUCUAUAAAUAUUCUGGACUUCUUACUAUUGUCACACAUGUAUAAUGCACGUUCUGUCUGCUUUCUUCCAGUACAAAUGUCUGUAUGACGACCAAAUAGCAAUUCAAGUGCCAUGGGAGACAUGACAUUCCUUGUAAACUGGGUCCUUUAAUGCUCUCUUAUGUAUAUAGGGCAAUACAAUCUCCUUUUAGAAGACCAACAUUUGAUUAACUCAGUUGGUUAAGGUACAUAACAAAACAAAUUUUAGCAUCUGCCAUAAGUAAACUCAAUGAAAAUAGCUGUAAAAUAAAUGUAAAACCUUGUAGAGAAUGUUUUCUAGUCACUAACAAACAAAAGCACUUUGAGACGCUGGUCUAUAUAAUUAUUAUUUUGUUUUUUAACUGAAAGCACUUUUUAUUUUCACUAUUAAGCAAUAUCCUCUUAGUUUACCUGGACUUUUCCUGUAUAAUGUGUUUGUAUGUAGGAUUCUUUUUCUUGCUGUUGGACUUGAUUUAAGUGAGAGCCUUGUCAUCUAUUCAACUUUUAAACUUGGUUACUUAGAUACAAAUGUCAUGGUUUUUGUAAAAACCAUUGCAAGUUUUAACAUUAGUGGCAAUAUCAUAUAGCGACAGCCUAACUUCUAGUCUUUUCCAGUAGUUUUAAAUACUGCACACACAUUAUAAGUGGUUUGAUCACGCCCCCCCCCCCCCCCCCUUUCCUAGGAAUAAAAUAAAAAUGCAGUCAUGAUGAUUGCUGUUUUAAAAGUUUGAUUCAAAUGUUUUUCCCAUACUACAAAGCCCUUAUGCUUGUUCCAGACAGUAUUACCAAGACUAAACAUGAAAUGCCUGGAUGUUUUUUGUUUUUUAAAAGGAGUGAAUACCAAAGGAAGCGGCGGUCUCGUGGGGGUUUUUUUGUCCCCCCCCACCCCUAAGUAUUUCCGCAUGUUUUUGUGUUGUAAAUUGCUGCCCAAAGGCUCGAACUUGCAGUUCUGCAAAUAACUACAAGCCACCUGUGACACUUCACUCUCCUGAGUAGUUACUUUUUGAUGUUCACGGGACUACAUGUGAAUAAAGCCCUGGACAUGCCCUAGUGGCUCAAAGACGGGCAUGAACUCUGGGAUUCCAAAAAACAAGCGCUUGAUAUGCGGACAAAUUGUCAGUGACCACUACAAAACAAACCCAAUUCCUUCUGUACAGGAGCAUGAUUUACAAAACCUUUACAUGAAGUGGCAAAAUGUAAGGGAUUUUCGUCCCAUUAAAAUGCCACAAUCUAAAAUUGUGGACUUCAAUUUUUGGAGGAUAAUUGAUGUUGGUUUUUGGUUUUUUUUGUUUUUAAUUGCUUUGUAACAUUUUUCCUAUUUAGAAUAGAUUUGUUUCCACUGCAGAGUGGUUUGGAUUUUCAGCAACAGGAAAGUCAAAUUGAUCCUGUGAAACUGGCCUGUUUGGGAAUAUACUGAACUUUUUUUUCAAUUGCUUGUUUCGCACAGCCUUGUCACACUCGCACGUGCGUGUGUGCAUGCACACACACACACGCACACAUUUGCAUUGCUAUGUUGUUGUCUGGGAAUUUAUGCUCCUUUUUAAUGUUUUACUUCAAGCUGUUACAUUGAUUUAGCCACGAUAUUAAACUGUAAUGUUUGCUCUAUGUAGGAGACAUGUAGCUGGAGUUGGUUGCUCUGCCAGGUUUCUAAUGGAGAGCCAGAAAUCACUCCUGCAGUGGUAAGAAGUGUAACCAGAUGGGCAGAAACCUAAAUGGCAAGCAAGAGUGAGAAAAUGAGCUGUAGAAAUGAAAGGAAGGACUGGCUUCCCUUCUGAUUAGGGCAGAAAGUCCUUAGCAGGACAAAGAGGCUUGUUCUUGGAGGCGGAUUAAACGUGAACCCUUGUUCUCUACGGCAGAGUGCUUCACUAAACGCAACAGUGGGCCUCUCUGAGAAAAAUAACUUAAAUGAAGUUAGGGAUAAAGAGUCUGUUGUUUGGUCACUGUAUAUAUAGCUUUAUUACUGCUUACAGACUACUGAUUUUUUGAAAUUAUCUGCAAGAAACCUCCUGUUUCUUUUAGACUCAUUCUUUUAAUGAAAAUCUGGUUGUUCAAGUCUUAUCACUCCUGAGACUUGUUGCCCACUGAUGCAUGUUCUUCACCAAAAGCAAUAGGCUAGUGUAGCAUAUUGGAUAUAUGUUUUACUGGUAAAAUGUCAAACAACUUUUUAUUUAUGCACUGUAUGAAAGUGCCAUGGCCACCAUGGAUUAUCAGUUUUGCAUUAAAUACAUUGUACAUUUUAUUUUUGUUUGGAAGGAUUGUUUUUGCUUUGUUCUUAGUUUUAAAUAAAGCAUUGUUUUGAUUCA
This is a messenger RNA of Alligator mississippiensis (American alligator), 7678 nucleotides long. RefSeq names its product chromosome 14 C6orf132 homolog (gene C14H6orf132). The record is from RefSeq and is a predicted model, not a curated record. The transcript is spliced from 5 exons. Bases 482 to 4153 code for a protein of 1223 amino acids. Lineage: Eukaryota; Metazoa; Chordata; Crocodylia; Alligatoridae.